Molecule: messenger RNA, 2350 nt
Organism: Plectropomus leopardus (leopard coralgrouper)
Lineage: Eukaryota; Metazoa; Chordata; Actinopteri; Perciformes; Serranidae
Gene: cenpn
Product: centromere protein N
Biological process (GO): chromosome segregation; CENP-A containing chromatin assembly
Cellular component (GO): nucleoplasm
Source: RefSeq, a predicted model, not a curated record
GACGCUGCAAACUGAACAGGACGGAGCCGACUGCUUAAAACGAGCAAAAACUAAUUUAACUUUGAAGCUAGACACAACAAUUGUUUGAGUAGGAAUGGAUGACUCUACGAAACGUUUUCUGCAGCGACUCGUCAGGCGGAUACCGACGCAAAUGCUGGAAACGACGCUGGAGAAGUGGGGCCGUUUGAGUCGAGCCCAGCAGCAGUCAGUGGAUUUCUCUCAGACCAAAUGGGCGAUAACGGAAAAACUAAUAGCAAUUUGCGAGGAAAAUGAGUUUGCAGUGAAACACCUCACAGAACUCGAGAUGAUUUAUGUCAUUGACAAUCCAAACCAGGGAAUGUGGUAUGCCUUCCAGCUCAUGGACCCAGAGGAUGAUGCUCACUCUGUAGAGCUGACGCAGUUCAAGGAACAGUUUAAGGCUCACCUCAAAGAGCUCGUAAGAAAUGUGUCUGUCAAAAUAAAGAAGCACACAGAUGAAGCUGUAUGGAUUCGGGUUGCAUGGGGAGACGCAUACUCUCGACCCAACCACCUGAAACCAACAUAUGUUGUUCACUAUCUUCAAACCCCUUAUGUCUUUGUGACCAGCCUGACUUCAAAACAAAAACCACUAUUAUCCCAGGCCUUAGUUCUGUCCACCAGACAUCAAGCUGUCAAGGACGCUAACCUCAGUGGACGGAAGCUCACUGCCAUCAGGGACCUACUGAUGAGGCAGUAUCAACAAGUGUUUCCCACCAAGUAUCCCAGCCCUCUUGCAGAAAAUAAUCACACCGUCUCACACCCACACAUAGAAAGAGAACAAGCUGAGCCUGCAGCAAACAGACUUCAGAUGGCCUCGGAGGCCUUCGGUGGAGGGAUUUUACCUCAGCUACAGUCUGCAGUUUACAAGCUGGAGACAAAAUUCAGAGACCACACCAACAAAACCAUGACAGAGCGGGAAGAACCCUUCAGAUGUGUUGUCAAAUUUGCGAGCACAAACCUCCUGGAGUCACUCAGAAACUGUGCAUCUUCAGGAAUUGCCUCCACCCCUGUCACACCUCUGCUCUCAUCUAUUCCUCUAAAAGGAAGGAAUUAUUUUGUAAUCACAGACAAUGGACCAGGUCCCUCCUCACAAACACGGCAGCAGCAGAACUGAUGAAUGAUAGGUGUUUGAUUUAAAGGAUUCAAAGUUUGGCCUGCCAUGUCUAAUCCACAGUUUGCUUUACCAUUCUAACUUCAGUCUCCUUGUUAACAUGGUUCAGAAGAGCCAUGACUCUUAGGACUUAAGAAUCAACUAAUGUGUCUUAGUGGGCUUACACUUACAAAUAAGUCAGUAGUUGGCAAUGCAUAAUCGGCAAUUUAUUAUCUUGGUAUUUAAGUGGUAACAUGUUGACGCCAUUUUUAUGUGUCCAUAUUGUAUUUAUAAGCAGGCUUUUUAAUAUUCUUUGAGUUUGUAACUUGUGUCAAUUUCAUGUUGUAUUAUCCCACACACACACACAUCAUUUUACUUUUUUUCUUUUUUUUCAUCACUUACAGUGUUACAUAAAGGUGUUGUGGAGCACAUGAGAGGUCUUGUGGGAGUGCAUAAAAUUAUUAAACAAGCUCCUAAUAAGUUUGCAUUUACAAACCUUAUGCCCUGACCAGAGGCUGUCUAACUGAUCUGAGCUGUUAUAAUGGUUUUGAUUUAUUGAUGUAAUUUGGCGGUGACAGAUGUGCUCAGCGGAUUUAUAUACAGCAGCAAAAUGAUAUGAUGCUAAUAUACGUUAGAAUUCAUGUAAAUGAAGGCUGAACCAUGAACAGAAAUCACAGAUCGCCUGUAUAACAUUUUGUCACCGCCUCCUGCUGCGGCCUCCUGCUCUCGUGCGCAGUCCAUGCGAGACGCAGUUCAUCUGGAACGAACCUAAUAUUUUAAAUGCGCAACGACACAGUCAAAUUUAGGUUGCUUCAGUGUGAGUUAUGGUUAGUGUCACUGUCUCCGGACAUAUCUCUAAAAAGGUUGCAUCUACCUUAACUUUUAACUCAUUUAAUGUCCAACGCGCCCUGUAUGCUAAUGACCAAAAUCAAACACACCUGCGACGUUGCGUAAUGUCCACGUGCGUCUGUCAGAGCUCUGACUGAAGGGAUUUUACAUUCAACUGACAUUAUCCUGUUUUUGACAAUAAACCGUAAUGUGACCGCAUUCAGCUCAGCAUUAUGGAAAACUGAGGAACGCAGUGGCACAAAAGGGACGAGUGGACUGUCAAGUAGCUGUGGGAGUGAGUGACCAGACUGUUUGAUUUCCCCACUAAUGUAUACUUUUAUAUUUCUUCUAAGCAUGACAUAAUAAAUCACUUUUUUUUCAUCUGUUACAGGACACUGAUUGAAGUACAGCAUU